AUAAAUACACCUAUUCUGCCUUCACGCACUGUCACAAAGGGAUCUUCGUUCACUCAAGAGACACACUUCAGGAUUUUUCCUCCUUUUCAACCUCUGUCCCAGGAUGAUUGCAGCGCUCUGUCCUAAUUUUAUCUCCAGAAAGUCUUCCCAUUCAGCCUGCCUACUAUUUCUCCUUCUGCUUGCUGGGCCGAGCAGCACAUUAGCGCUUGGUGGUGGAGGUAGAGUAAAGGCAGGGCAGGAGGGACGACCAAGGGCUGAGGGUAGGUUUAGAUCUGGAGUAAAGGACAAAGGUGGGGACAGGGCAAGUAUUGAGGGCAAAACUGAAACUGGGUUUGGAGAUACUCGCGUUUCUAAACAAGAAGCUGCAAUGCGAGAGGAUGGUGAGGUGUGGGGGGAGCCUGGUGUUACUACUGGCUUAAGGCCCAUGUUCUCUAUGGGUGAGGGUGGACUAUGGGAGCCCCGCAGUUCCUCUCGCUGUGUCCCCAUCCCAUCAGGCAUGGCCCUGUGCCAAAACAUUGGCUAUGACACCAUGAGGAUGCCCAACCUGCUGGGCCACGAGUCUCCAGCUGAGGCCGUACAACAGAGUGCCAGCUGGUUGCCGCUACUUGCCCGAGAGUGCCACCCUGAUGCCCGCAUCUUCCUCUGCUCUCUUUUUGCACCCAUCUGCCUUGACAGGUUUAUAUCGCCUUGCAGGAGUUUGUGCGAAUCUGUACGAGACAGCUGUGCACCAAUCAUGAGUUGUUAUGGCUACCCCUGGCCAGAAAUUCUACGCUGUGACCAGUAUCCUGCAGAUCAUCUCAUGUGUAUCUCUUCCAUUACCAACAGCACUGGUCAAACAGGGGGGCGUAGAGCGCCUCAGGCAAGCUGUCGGGAUUGUGAGCUGGAGGAGGCCUCCUCUUCAAAAGAUACACUAGAUACCUUUUGUAGGAGUGAUUUUGUUGUGAAACUGCGUCUGACACGGCUCAAGUACAGUCCAGUAAGCCUGUCUCAGUUCUCACUGGCUGCCAAAUUGGAUGUUUUGAAGCAUGGACCCUUGUUGGGUGGACAGAUACGCUCCCGCAUUGAGCUGUGGCUGGAGAGAGAUGCCACCUGUGUAAGGAACAUGACACGACAACAUCCACGAGGCGGCACCUUCCUAGUGACAGGCACAGUGCAGGGGGAACGCCUGGUUGUUAAUAAGGCUUAUGCCUGGCAGAGGCAAGACAAGAACCUGAUGGCAGCUGCACGCAAAUGGAAACAUCACCGAUGUAGGACCUAGGAUUAUGUGCAAUAUUAGAGAAAGAACAGCAAUGUGUACCAAGUAUUAAACAGCUAGGCUAUAGUUAGGGAAAGCAUAGGCAUAGCUUUUAGAAUUUGAACGCAUGGCUAAAACUGUAAAUUACAAUUGCUCAAGUUUUUUUUAAAUCAUGUUCAAACCUCUGUGGUUAUGGAAGAGAUAAUAUGCAGUCAGCUGGUCACAAAGGAGCUCAGAACAGUACAAACACUGUGUCGGUACAGUGGUGGUCAUAGAAAUAAAAGAUGUUUGAUGGAAAAUGUACAUAUCUGUGAAUUUUAAGUAAAUAUUGCUGGUCUAUAUUUGUAUGGCUUUGAGAAAAAAUUAAAUUUUGUGUUCUAAAUCUUGAUGAAAUGCCUUUUAUUCAUGAGUAGCGCAUCAUACCU
This is a messenger RNA of Thunnus maccoyii (southern bluefin tuna), 1659 nucleotides long. RefSeq names its product secreted frizzled-related protein 5. The transcript is spliced from 4 exons. Gene Ontology annotation, molecular function: Wnt-protein binding. Gene Ontology annotation, biological process: non-canonical Wnt signaling pathway; canonical Wnt signaling pathway; negative regulation of canonical Wnt signaling pathway. The coding region runs from base 104 to 1258 and encodes 384 amino acids. Lineage: Eukaryota; Metazoa; Chordata; Actinopteri; Scombriformes; Scombridae. The record is from RefSeq and is a predicted model, not a curated record.